UUGCUUGAAAUCAUCUUGAAGUCCGAUGAAGAUAAGGCUAGAAAACACGGUAAAUUCUCUCCUAUUUUUGUAAAUCUGACUGUAUAACUUACUAGUACGUUAGAUAGAUAAUUUACCUUUCUGUUUGUAGUAUUUUGGAGCAGAGUGGAAGCGUUUAACUUAGCGUAUUUGUUGUUAAAAAUAUGCGUUAUUUUAGUCAUCGGACUCAAUAUAUAUUCAUCUUUCGUGACUAGACCGAUGAGGAAAUGUAAAUGGCUUCUGUUCGUCUGUGAUUAAUUUCAAACCGAAGCAAUAUAUUGAUGCUGUCCUCAUAUUACUUUUAAUUUUAAUUCUCGGAUAAAGGUCGUGAUUGUGCUAGCAAACAAGGUCAUUUAUCUUAUAGACACUACUGACAAGAGUAAGUUCAGCUUGCUAAUAACCGACCUUAAAACUAUUCAUCCCCGGCUAAUAAGCAUCAUUUGAGUCGCAACCGCAUUUCAUUUUCAAGCGUUUCAAAUUUUACAUGUUUCAUUCGCUCUCUGGUGAUAUCAAAAGAAGCAUCAUUAGUAACGGUUUUUAAUUUCUGUUAAUUUAUCUGCGAUGUUUUUUGAGCUCAUGUGGCCGGAGUUGUCAGGGCUUUGCAGCGGAGCGAGAAAAGGUGUUGGUAUAAUGACCGGAAAAUAAUAUUUCUGAAGAAUUUAUGCGUUUCGCUUGUGCAUUAUUUCAACAUCUUACAUACAUAAAUAGCCUUUCCAUAAAAGCCUACGUCGAUUAAUCUUCCAGUUAAUUCCUGAAUCAGCAAAGUCCCAUUUAGAUUCGUGAACGUCAACCAUCUAUGCGGCCGAUUUCGAUAUUGGUUCAGUCAACGUGAGUUGAACGUGAACUACUUAAACUAAAUAGUGAUAGAAAGCGUAUCUUUCAGGACGAUAACUGCUUUAAAUGUACUCACUUUCUGCCUAGUUUUCGAGUCCGAUUAAAAAAGGUUUUGUGUCGCAUCUUGCGUGCCUUCUUUAACCGGAAUUUUUAUGACCCCUAUCAUCGUAAAGGGGAAUUCGAAAGUAACUUGCCGAUCAAUCAAAUUAAACUGCUGAAGAAUUUCCCUUUGUCAUUCCAGAGUUUAAUGCUAUAAUGUUCAGCUUAGGUCACUAAACUGGUUUAUCUUUUUGGGUCUUUGUGACUAAUGAUCUAGAACAAGGGAAUUUCCAGUUACCGCGAGUUUAACAUUGUGGAACGCCGUGACUACAGCUCACCGUCUAUUGAAAGUAGUUUAACAAUAGAAAGCAUGUUUUUGCCCCCGGUCAGAUCAUGGCUAAUUGUAGAAAAAGUCUUUUGCGUUAUCAACCCUUCCAGCUUCAUUCAAAGACAGAAAUGAAGCGAAUAGCAACUAUGCGUUCAAAACUCGCAACAAGUUCAACACUCGCUGCCGUACCUCCAGCCGGGUUAAAGUUGUUGCCUCAGAUCGUAUUUUCAGGUUACCGUAUAAUCACUUUUUGCAUUUAAACAUUGCUUCAGUGUAUACUGUUUUGUCCAUAAUUCUGCCCACUGAGGAAAACGGAUAAAAGAAAAGCAAAAUAACUCUUCACCAUACCGGGAGAAAAUAUUGAGACCAGAGUCUGCAAGAACAAUUCAUUUCGAGUCAUCGACUUCAUUUUGUUUUCAGUUCAUGUCGGAUAUUUGGAUAUAGGAAACAGGCGUUAUCCAGCUGCAGCUUCUCUGUAACCUGUAUAGUUACUUGAUGUAGAAUUAGACCGUCUACCAUUCUGUACACAUCUCCCGAAGUUCAUUUCUUCAGAAGACAGACGUUUUUGACUCAGAAGAAAAUUUUGUAACGCGAUUAUACGACGUGCUAUCACGGUCUUUGGUUUUUGCUAUUUUUACGCUGGAAUUUAUGCUCGCUACUAUCCCAGAUUUAUCAGAGUUCACCAUCAUGUUUGCUUCUUUUUCAUUUCUUGAAUUGAGAAAAUCGUUGUCCAUUCUGUCCAUUUUCCCUAAAUGUAUAUUAUAUAAGGAAAAGAAUAUAAUUAACAGAAAUAAUAAAUCGAAAUGUUUACAUAUUUUAAGUUGAAAAAUACUUUAUCGCAGCAACUUUACCUCAUUCUCCCCUUCUCAUUCUUUCAGCGGUCUUUGACUGUUCCCGAACUUUGGGGUGUUCAAAUGGACGUUUUUAUGAAUGCUUAAACCCUUAGGGUAGUAUGAAAUCCAUGAAGGUUAUGUUCACUUCACACCGGCAACAAACGGACCUGAUGCAGUAUUAAAUAGAGGUGAUCUUUCACACUAGACUGCAGCUAAAAGAAACGUUUAUAUUCGGGUGUUCAUUAGCUGUGUCGCAAAGCGUUUCCUUGCUUAGCAAGCGUUUCCGCGCUAGUUGGUCGAGAAAUUUGCGGACGAGAGCUCUCGCUCCAACUUUGCCACAAUCAGUGAUGUUUCUUGGCGAUCGGAAACGCUUGCGAAGCUGCAAGCUAUGGAACAGACCACAAGUAAACCAGUUCGAUUUUUCAGCGGAAGUUAGCGCUAAAUCUUUCACUCAUUUCAGUUCUUACAACAAAUCUUCUUUUCAUUGCAUGUUGCAUUGCUUGGAUUUUUCUACGCUAACGGAUAUAACUCGCGUACACCGCUCAGUGGAAUUAAACAUUCAAUUAGAAAAAGGCUCUGAAAGAAGCUAUUACCCGGCCUUCAAGUUAUCACCGGGAUCAUCACCAGCUCCUUAAAACUUGACGUCCACUUAAUUCCGAGAUAAUCAAAUAUUGUUUGAAAGGUCACUUUGAGUUCGACUCUUAUACAGGAUAUUCGUUAAUAAUGCCCUUAAGACUGGUUCCCAUUUGAGCAACGAUGGAUAGGACCGUUGUCUAGAGAUCGUAACGAUUCCCAGUGAUUGCGUUGAUUCUAUUUGAAACAAUCUGCAUGAAACGAGCCCGUAAGAUUGGACCUUAUUGCCAGUCAGUGACCAUGCUGAUCGACGGACAUCGUUGUGAGUUCUACAAUUGCUGAAGGGGUUUUUCUGCUGGUGUACAGUACUUGUUAAGGCUGCUUUCAUAUUAUCACCUCGACCUUUACGCUUCUGUAUAGAAAAAGCUAAGCGAUUUUAUACCGACUUGGAUCGCUGACCAGUUAUGUCCACAACCAAAAAGACAAUAAAAUGAACGUACCGAAUCAUCUCAAUGCUCGCUAUGACUGCUAGAAAGUGAUUCUUUGUCAUUUCGAUAUGGGCGAUCGGUGAGAUAGAAGACAGUUCUCCCUCAUUACUAACAGUUGUUACCAUAUAGUCGCCACUAUUGCCUUUUUUUUUUUUCAGUGUUAUUUUUUUACGUCGAUCACAUUGAAACCAGCCUGUAAUUACAUGUUACUGUAACAACUUUUUAUCGCCGAAACUACAAAUUAUUCAAAUUAUAAGAUUAGGCAUUAAUAGAUAUUUUUAAACAUUAGCCUAAGGUCUAGCCAAAAGUCUUCAGUCAAAACUAGAUCUUCUUUCUCAGCGAAUUCGUGUAGUGUUUGUAACGAUACCAAUUCUAUCAACCAAAUCGGCCCUUUUUUUUUCUGUAUGGCUGUUUUCCAGUUAUUCAGCGAUUAAUUGGCUUUUAACUUUAACGCAAAUAGAGGUUUCGAGGUCUAUUUUAAGAGGCAGCCAAGGGAAUCCGGAUUCCGAUAUCCAGGAAAUUUUGGCUUGUGGAAUCCUGAAUCAGGGCCUUUGAAUUCGGAAUACAGCUCAAGGAAUCCAGAACCCCACUAUCGAUUGGAAUCCGGAAUCCAAGUUCCCCUGAAUGACUGGCGAAAAAAAUCCGGUAUCCAGCCCCUGGAAUCCGGAAUUCAAGACUGUCUUAGCCAACAUCGUCCCUGCUGGGCUGUGGAAGCUCUGCCUCUGAGAAGGUGUAAAUUCUUUGCGAUAAAUGCAUAUUUCUAUAUACGUCCGUCGAAUUCGGCAUCCUAGACCGAGGCCUGACCUGUAGCAAGACAGGAAAACUUUGGACUGCACUCUUUCUUUGUUAGAAAAACGAAAAACCCAAGGAUCUUAGUAUGUAGAUUGCAAAAUAGCCCAUAUUUUUCCGUAGUUCAAGAAAGCGCUAGCAGUCAAACGAAAAACUUGGAGCGAGGGGAAAAAUAUAGACAGGCCGGGGUAGGUGAUGAAAAAACUACAUACUGCCUGUCCACUCUGCUUAGGUACAGUUCGUUUCUUUUUUCCACGCCCUAUGGGCGUGCGAUGCUUAUUAAGUGCAUCUACUAUUUAUAAUCGAAAUCACAGCAUUAUAAACAGGGCUGAUGUUUAACAAAGUGCACUUUAAAUUACCGUAAAAUCCCCGGUUAUAGGCUCUGGGCUUAUAUAUAAUUUCGUAAUGGGUUUUGGUUGGGUUUACGUGCGAGAAUAAGGCUUAUCUCAGAAAGUGGUAUUUGGCCGGAAGGGGAGCGUCUUGUAUUGAAAUAAAAAUUAAAGACUCGAACCAAGCUGACUAAGACGCUUACUUUAUGUUGUAAGAAGAAAAAGGAUGAGAAAUUUAACUCUAACUGUGACUGGAACACAACAAAAGAAAGUAUAUAUACGGGUACUUGCGAAUGAUGUACCUAUUACCCGAGGGAAGCUUAUUAGCCGGCCGGGGGAGUCCGAAAUAAAAUUUCGGGCAAAUACAUGCGCUUAUCACCGGAGGCGUAUUUCCUCGGUUUUACUAGCCUGUGCAGCAAGCGUUUCCAGUCGAGUUAUUGCGCGAAAGUUAGAGCGGAAGCAAAAAAAAAAGGCUUUCCCCUCCCCCUCCCCCGUCAUUCAAUUUUUUUUUGCUCUGGUCCCGGCUUUCUAGACGAACCUCGCGAGGAAACGCUUGCUACGCAGGCUACGGUUUUACGGGACGAAUGAGGUAAGCCAUGAAGGUUUUUUUUCGAUAAAGUAACGUCCUUUUUUGACAAUACUUUGCAAGCAUUAGCCAGACAUGGAAACCACUUUUCAUCAUGAUUAAAAACAUAAUUUUAUACCGUGUUAUUUGUUGCAGUGAAUCAAACCGUGCCAAUACAUCUAGAGUAUCAGGAAUUGGAAAUGUUGCGCUCCAUGAAGUUACAAGAUCUCAACUCUCAUAUUCUGUGUGUUUUAUGUGGUGGAUAUUUAGUGGAUGCUACCACAAUUGUGGAGUGCCUUCAUUCCUGUAAGUAUUUCAUCCUAGCAAUUUUUGUAGUUAGUGUAGUAGUUAGAGCCAGUCAAAUGGAUGUCCUUGAUACAGUCAUUAUUGCUAACUGUUUUUGUUUCUUUAUAUCAUAGUUUGUCGCAGUUGUAUCGUGAAAUAUCUUCACAACUCAUUUCACUGCCCCGUUUGUGAUGUUGAAGUCCAUAAAACGAAGCCUUUGCUGCACAUUCGGUAAUUGGAAGUUUUGAAAUGUUUAUAAGUGAAGACUGAUUAUUGCGCUGCCUGUGAGGGCAACGAAGAAAUACCUUCCAUCUAUGCGAACAAAGACUAAAUGGCGGACGGAACUCUCAGAAAGCUUUGCAUGUCCCACUCCCCCGUCAAUGGGGCCUACUUUUGCGGGGAGGGGACAAGUAAUUCUUUCAGGUCGUCUGGCGAACAGACUUGGAAGUCGAUUUGGAACGAACACAGAAUUAUUGCGUGGAGUUAAUUGGCCCUAUGUCUACGCCGCAGUGUUCGAUGAGUUUAGCCUGCGUGAGGGCUACAGAAACAAUGCCCUCCCAAGGUGAUUGUCUUAAUAAGCAUCGAAUGACUAGAGGUGAAUAAGAAGUUACCACACCUUUUAACGGGUUUGUUAGCUCAAUCGUGUGCCAUUGAAGAUCUGGAUUUGGCUCAUAUUUAGCUAUAUUUAGCGAAAGGCAACGCGAUAAAGGCUUAUUUAUACGUUGCAUGAUUAAUUGUCUUUUCUUUUUUUCCAUUUUUUAAACUCUUAGACCAGACCGAACUUUGCAAGAAAUUGUGUACAAACUUGUGCCAGGCCUCUACCAAGGUAAAGUCUUAAACUGGAAAUACAUGUCUCGCAAAUCCCCAAGAUAAGUCUUAACGGACGGGUGGGGUUAUGAACUAGUUUUAGCUUCGCUUCGUUAGAAAUACUGUAAGGACCUUGUUGGACACACAGCAGCGAAAUGAAAAUGUUGUCGUGUUCUAGUGUAGAUUAGGAUCAGCAGAAUCUGAACAAAAAAAUAGAAAGAGAAGAAAUGCAAGGCUGAUCCGGGACUUUUAUACUUUUGUUGUCCAAGACUUCAAUUAGACAAAAUUAAUAUUUGUUGGCCGUUAAAAAAAAAUAAAAAAAAUAAAAAAAUAAUAAUAAUAAUAGCCUGCAUUCGAGGCUCAUGAUAGACAAUCUCAACGCAAUCAAAAAGUUGGCAAAGAACGUUUGGGAAUGUCUUAAAAGGUUUGUAAGUUCAUUUUUGGUCACAUGCUACAAAAGCGUGGUCGGCUCUUAUAGGCUGGAUGCCUUGAAAACGUUCUAACAUACCUUGCAGCAAUCGAGUUUAGACCCAUACCACGGCAAUAAUCAUUUAGGAAGAACUAAGACUCAUGCUACCGAGUCCCUGGCUUAAUAGGGACCUUAAGCAACGAGAACGUUGACGUCCCGGAUGUCAAAAUUUGAAACCGGAAGUUGAUAUUUUCUCUCUUUCUGUGCUCUGACUGAACAAAUUUGUACAGCGGGAGUUAAAACAAAGGCGUUCAGAUCCGUUUUGUGAGACAACAGUGUUCCAUCAAGCAAGACAUCGAACUUCCGCGUGCUAUUCAUGACGUCCGGGACGUCAGCGUUCUCGCUGCUUAAGCUUACAUAUAGGUGUUGGGAGAAGAACUUUUCGCUCGGGAAACACAGAGAGGCGUCUUAAAUAAUCAUGGAGGAAUUCACUUUUUCUUAAAAUACGUAGGUGAAGUGAAGCUUCGAGAGAACUUCGAAGAAAAACAAAGGCAAGAAAAUAUCUCAGAAGGUAAGGUGAAAGAAGUCCAUUUUGUGAGAGCGUGCCAAUAUUAUGCUAAGGAUCAAUUAAUGUGUAAUCGCUUGGAAAUGUGACUUAAAUAUAUGUAACUCAGUUAACAACAGUGGCUGGCUAUUCUAUACUGAAAUUCAAAAGCUAAGCUGUUUGUCUAAGCAAACUAAAAGCAAUUUUCAGAUUUGAUUAACCCCCAAUAUCUUGAGUCACUUGUGCUUGAUAAAGAUUACGCUCUUCGAGUGUGUAAUCGAAUGAUAGGAGGCUGCUCUACCAUCGUUGCAUUACCUUAAUUUCGUUGUACAAUCAACCGUAAUUAUGUUCGAGUAAGAAAAGGAAUCGAAAGCGUUCAUGUUAUGUGAGGGCUAUUUUUCCAAACUGGUUGUCAUUAGCCAGAUACCUAACACCUUAGCUGGAGCUAAAAACGACCUGUAUGUCAUGCAACCCACUCCGUCACCUUAGUGGUCCCCACAGGAGCGGGAUUAUAGCCCCUUAUUUUUGUUAACUGUCCUUAAUUCUCAAAAUAAUCGUUUAAAUUGUUGCAAGUGGGAAAAUCGGCUUACCUUGUUCUUUUACUUAUUUACUAGUUACACAGUACCCACCCUAUGAUCAUCUGAAAUAUUUUAUAUUUUCAGAGGAAAUUUCUACCGAGCAUGAAACGAAGAACAAACAGCAUAUUGAAAUGAAAGAUCCAGUUUGUAUAACACUGGAAUAUUACAGGUAUGGCAAUAGAAUUUCUGUAGGAGGCAUUACAACGCCAAAGUUUGACCUCCUUUAUAUGUGACUUAGUUUGACCAUAGUUUAUAAUCAUUCUUUUUACUCAAUAGACGAAAGAGGAACUGGAUGGAAAAGCAGGUAAGGAAAACAAUUAAUGUUUGUCAUUCUUACCCUCAUUCUCAUCAUCAUCGUCAUCAUCAUCAUCAUUACUAUUAUUAUUAUUAUUAUUAUUAUUAUUAUUAUUAUUAUUAUUAUUAUUAUGAUCAUCAUUAUUCCUUGUCUUGAUUUUGGAAGCUCUUUUACGAACUUCGAAAAAUACCAUUUUCUCUUUCCUUUUUUCAGAUAUUUCCCACUCGUUAUCUUCGAUGUCCUUCGGCAGUGACCGUUACUGUGCUCAAGAAAUUCCUGAUUAUGAAGUUCGCUAUUCCUAGCACACACCAGGUAAUCCGCCAAUCUGGUGCUUUAUUCAAGUCGUAGAUUAAUGGAAAAAAAAAAUUUACACAGACCGUACUGGAAAUGUUAAUAAAUUUUAAUUGGGUCUUUUGAUUUCCUUAGGUGGAAAUCAUCCGCUGCGAUGAAAUACUGCACGGUCAUCUUACUAUGACAGAAGUUUCUCGGAUAUAUGGACUCUAUGCUAAGGUGAAAAUGCAUAUAUAUAACACAAGCUUGCAUUUAUCGAUGUUGUGGCCACCAUGUUGUUUUUUAAAUAAGCAAUCUGUAGCUGCUGGUCAUUUUGUUUUACUCUAAGAAAAUGCAACCAUAAACAGUUUUCCAAAAGAGUGAUCGGACCUUCUCAAACUUUUCACAUUUUGUCGGCCGUCCCAGAACCCAUCGAAAUUCUUCUCUCCAAAACUUGAGUCACCUUAUCGAGUAUUUUUAGAGCUGUCACAGUUUUAUAUUUUUGACAUUUUUCAAUCGUCUAGAUCGCAAAACAACCUUUUUCUUUCUCGAAAACUUAGUACAGGGUGUAAGUCAAGCUUUCCGUAAAACGUGUAAGCGUAUUGAGUUCCUUAAUGAAUUAGAAGGAAACCAAAGGAUACAGAAACUUUUAAGUCCCCUAGCUUAUUUAUAUUUUGUUCACAGUCUUUUCUGGAUCUUGAAUACGCCAUCCUUGAAGUCGGAGUAGACAAGACUACAACUGUUGAGAACAAAAACAUUUACAAAUUUUCGCACGGAAAGAUCCAUCCCAGAAAAAAGAAAAAACGAAAAAGGGAAGCGAACUGUGCCGAAACAAAGAUACAGCAAUCAACUACUGCGGAAUCUUUUCAACCACCAUGUAAAAUUGCAAGUUUAGCGGAAUGUAGCAACAGUGCCGAGCCCAUGUUACAAAGUGACAUUUUACCAACAUUUCCAGACACUCCACCAAGUUUUGACCUUAUACCAGAUGCAAAACCGAUUGAAUACCGUGCGUGA
Messenger RNA from Porites lobata, 8998 nucleotides. Lineage: Eukaryota; Metazoa; Cnidaria; Anthozoa; Scleractinia; Poritidae. The record is from the annotation of a GenBank genome assembly.